ACCGCUCUUUAAUUCACCCUGGCAACGGCUGACAGACGCUAUGGCAACCACUUCAGAGAGAAUCUCUCGAAUCUCUUCCUGACAACUAGCUAAGCCCAGUAUUUUUAUUAUAUGUAUUAUGAUUAUGAAAAUAACAAGUGUGUAGAGCGUGUGUAAAAAAUGUCAGAACUAGCUUAUUCUGUGAAAUUAGCCUAAUUACAUGCGUUUGAAGCGGUAGCAGGAGAAAAGAAAGAGAAUGAGUCAAACUGCUACAAGAAGUGUCUCUGCUUGAUUGAGCGUCGCAUUUGUCAAUAUUCAGCAUUUGAUUUGAAUUAAGUAACAAGCGCUUCACUUCGACUAUGGGAAUGAUUUAACAACCUGUGAAGCUUUUAGACGUUUUCAGGGAUGUUUGCCAGGGAACAUAAACGUUAGUGACCGACAGCCUCUAACAUUCCCUGGUAGACUGAUAGUAGUGAAGAAACUUCACACAUGUCUGACUGGAAAAACGCUUUCGAGAGAAACCGCGUGAUCCCACCUCACAGUCAAACCGCCAGACAAGCGACAGUAUCUUCUCAAGGUCUACAGCUGGUCUUCAAACAGAUCGAUGGACUUCACAUAAAACAGUCAGAGUCGCCACCAUCACUCCAGUAUCAGCUGCGCGUGACCCUGUUUGAUUCGGGUCACCAGCACUUCUUCGGCCGCACAUGGAAGAGCGGCUCUCACUCUGUCAGUGGCACGUCAGGUCAGAGCGGUCGAGUGCUUUUCAAUGAGGUUGUUUACUUCCACACUUCCCUGUGUCUGAAGUCUGUGGUGGCAGUGGUGGAGUUGGUGUCUCUGUCUACCAGGGCAGACGGUUCCCAGGAUGCAGUGGGGUCAGGGUUCGGACUCCUCCAGCUCUUCACAGGUCGCGCAGACAAAAGCAUCACUCAGGGAGAGGGCAGGUUGAGUCUGUUCAAUGGGACCCCCAGAGCCCUCCUGCACCCAACGCUGAAAGACCCCUUGCAGUUGAAUGCUGUAUUAUCAGUGAUGGAGGGCUCUCAGCUGCUCUACUCCAUACAGCCACACCCAGCUCUCACUCCCAUCAUGCACCUCCUCCCACCAAACAUUCUAGUAUCUGGACAUGACCGCAUCCCUGGUGUGGUGUUCUCCACGGACACAGGCACAGAUGCGCUGCGGAAGCCUCGUCUGCUGAAGAGCUUCUCGUGUGUGUUGGAGGGCCUACGUGUGGCACUCUUCCCCUCCGUUGAGGUCUUCGAAUCUGACCUGCUCCAGCUGCUCAACAGAGACUGCCAGAAUACAAACAGAGGUGCGGAGGGACGCUCGGUUGUGGUGCAGGAGCGCAGGCUGCUGGUUGGGGUUCAUAACGGCUGGGGUUGGGUGGAGAAGCCUCAUGUGUUGGUGCUGGAACGUGAGGCCGGAGGGAGCGGAGCGGCCAAGGCUCGUGGAGCCAGCUCAGGCGGCAGCUUCAGGCAGACCUCCACGGACAAACUCAGUGAUGGACUGUCUCUUCGUGGCAGUGUGGAGCUGAAGAUGAUGAGGGACGUGGCUUUCAGCAUCGUCUUCCAGCUCCAGUAUGUUUUCUCUUGUCCACUGGUUGGAGAUGGGCAGAUGACAUCCACAGCUGUGCAUAGAGCAGCGUUUAUGCAGUGUGUGCGUUGGUGUGCUUGGAGUCUGUUUUCGGAUCCCGAGGGCCCCGGAGAGAAUGUGUGCCUCGACUUGCAGGGCGGUGCUCUCCCCAACCCUUGGGGUGUCAUGGUCUACUCUGCAGGCACACAGCAGACAAAUUCGGGGAAAUGUGUCAUCAAGUUCAAGUUUUCAUCUAGUGUGGAAGGAGCUUCUUGCAGCACGGCAUUAAAAGUGAGCCACCGGGAAACGUCGCCACCUAAGAAGUUACUUUCAGCAUCCCAAGAUGAACGCAUCUUGGAGCCGACGGCUUCGUCGCUGCAGUCUUCACGCGGCCCAGCGCUGUCUCUCUCUCAGCUGGUUGCGACUUCACGCUACCCGACCAUGAGCCACACGGUGGGGUCUCCAUGGCAACAACAGCUCCCCUCUCUGCUCUCUCCCUCCCUGAUGGCAUCGGCCCACCAGCUGUCACAUGUCGAGCGUCCAGUUGCCGGCAGCAUAGCUCACCUGGAGCUGAGUGUGCAAGAGAGAGAGGGAGACAGACGUGAGGAAGAGGAUGAGAUGCAGGAGCUGACCUUCACCCCAGUGCACGCCCCUGUCAUCACCCUCGGAACACACGCUGCUGGCUCCUCCAGAUCGACCUCCCGGAGAUCUUUGGCCCAGCUCUUCUCCUCUGGUUUUCCUCAGAUCCUGGACCAUCAGAACCAUGUGGCUGAGGUUUUGGAUCCUUCUGAGCCUGUCAACUUUGACCUCCAGAGAGAAGAAACAGAUCACCUGCUGGCCAACACUCUCAUUCUGCAGUUCCUGGCCUUUACCAGAGUCCCUCAAGCUGGUGUGAAUUCAGACUGGCCCAGUUCUGUCCAUUUCACCUUCCAGCUCUACCGCUUCCCCCCUGUCACCACCGAGCGUCUGAAGCUGCUUGACCCGGAGAAGAACAGCAAGCUCAAAUCCAAUCCUGAUUACCCAUGCGUCCUCUCCCUUAUCAACAAGGACGGCACACUUAGCUCUGGUUUUCCUGGUCUGCAGCUGCAGUACCGAGUUGACCCGCAGUUCCUCAAGCCAGGUGAGCGGGGGUGGUUCCUGCGAUACCUGGCGCUCCACUCCCUGCAGAUUGACGUCUGGGACAGUGAAUCCUUAAUGCUGAUUGGCUCAGCUGCAGUGGAGCUGAAGCAUAUGCUGCGUCAAGGCCGUGCGGCCGUCCAGGUGAGCCAUGAGCUGGAAGUGAUCACUACUGAGUACCUGCAGGAUGCCAACUUUGCCAGCAGGCAUGACAGCAAGCACAGCGCCACUCCAGCCAUCAGUGUCUACACUACCGUAAAAGGAAUUCUGCAUCUGCGACUUGGAAACGUUGGUGGCAGAGUGUCGAGUUCCCAGAGUUCUUUGGCUCUCACUCCAUCACUCUCCCAUGUGGUCCAGCCUAGCGAUGCCUCUCAGGGUUUUGCGGGAGGAAGUGUCCCUGCUUUAACGGUUCUCCAGCUUAACGCGAGUAAUGCCAGACGAGCCCGGCGAUUGCCAGAAAUUGACAGCGAGCUGGCCAGACUGCUACAAAGCACCAUGAGGGAAGUGGGUGGAGCCACACUGCAUCAGCAGGCCGAAGCGAACGAAGUGCGCCAGAGGAAGAUUGACAGAAUGGCAGCUGUCCGUCAACAUGAGCAACAGAAGGCCACGCCCCCUUUUCAAGACAACGCAAACAUCACGAGGCACCGGGCAGAACGUGUGCAGCAUUCCCGUGAUCUGCGUGUAAUCGAGGCUUAUCGUGAACGCUGUAAAACACAGGAGAUCACCAACAUGCUCUCUCAGGCUAUCACUACCAAACACACUCUGUAUGCCACACUCGGAACGGCUGAGUUCUUCGAAUUUGUGCUCAAGAAUCCAUUCAACGUUUCUCAGACAGUCACAAUUGAAUGUGACAACCCAGAGCUCAGUGUAAUCGUGAAGAGCGAGGAGUGGAGAUAUUUUAAGGAUUUGACGAAGACUCUGACUCCUCUAGAGGAGGAGAUGUUUCACCUAAAGGAGAGCACACUGACUCCACAGGUUUACCUGCGGCCCAAAGAAAGUGUCCACAUCCCCUUCAAGUACCAGACCUUCAUCUGUGGUCACAACUUCCCUCUUCAGGAUACAAAAAGCUUAAAGAUUUCAAGAAGUCCACAGAUGGCUCAGAAACAUCUGUCUAAUACAAUUCAAGCCAAAUCCAUCAAGGUGUUGUUCCGUGGGGAAGACAAAAAGCCUCUGGCAAUCUGCCAGGUGGAUGUUGAACCGACGCCACAUGUGGUGGACCAGACCUGUUUCUACCAUCCUGAACUCACCUUCCUAAAGAAGGCCAUUCGCCUGCCUGCAGCCUGGGACAACACAGCAGAUGGUUCUGCCACCCUUCAUGUGCGCUGCAGCGACCCCAAUGUCAUCUGCCACACCACCAGCCUGACUCCAGGAGAACCACAGGAUGUUUACCUGAAAGUACCUGGUAGCCCAAGUCCACAGAUUAGGAAAUUCUUCAUCACCAUUUUCACUGACCCUUGGCUGGCCUCCCCUGCGCAGAUCUGGCAGGUAUACGUGCAUUACCUGCAAAGGAUGGACCUGAGCUGUGUGUGUGGCACUCUGAGCUGGCAUUCGCUGGUUCUGCACGGCACACAAACUAUUCGCAGGGUCAAGUGCUACACGUCGCAUCCCCUCGAGCUUCAGGUGGAUCCAGAUGAAGUUUUUGCUCUUCCUGCUCAGGGAGUUCAAGAUAUCCGCGUAGGUCUGAGGGCUCUGCGCCCUGGAAGCCGUUUCUUUUACCUCAAUGUAAUUGAUGUGGAUACACGGCAGCUAGUUGCCUCCUGGUUGCUGUGCAUCACAUGCGGACAGCCUGUAAUCUCCAAGGCAUUUGAAAUCAGUGUUCCUGUAGACGGAGGGAAGGGCAGCAAUAAGAAAAUCAGUUUCACAAACCCCUACUCUUCCUCUAGGAUAUUCAAUCUCCGCACAGACCGCCCAGACCUACUUCAGUUUAAAGAGGAGCAAUUUCAGAUUCGGGGAGGGGAGCUCUACACCAUCGGCCUGCGCUUUGCUCCAAGUCAGAAUCCCGGCACGGAAGAGAUUCUCAUCUUCAUCAAUGACAAACAGGAUAAGAACGAGGACACUUACUGUGUUAGGGUUCAGUACAGAUAACACAACACAACACCAUCACACUUUUUUUGCCCACUAACAGAUCUUGAUCCAGUGGAUGUGGAUUCACUCACAUCAUGGCUUAUACGGUGCGAUAAGUUGAUCCAAAAAACAUGAGAUGUAUUGAAGUACAGACCAAACGUUCUCUAUAUAUAAAUGCAGACAAUGAGUAAGGUUAAUUGUAUCCAGCUCAUUGAGUAGAUGGAGUCUCUCACGUGUGCUGGAGUAAAGCCACCCUGCGGUGCUGAACGCUGAAACAGAAGAGAUUCUCUGCAGAGCUGAUGCUCAUAUCGGCGCUCUUGAUGUGUGUGUUUAUGGUUACGCUGAACCCCUGCUGUGAUGUGUCAUUAGCAGCGGAGAGCUGAUGGCCACUUGCCCAGGACUUCAGCUCUAAAUCUUCAAAAAGCAAGAUGUGUGUGUGUAAGACCAAUCAUUUUAUUUUAUUAAGUGUUAUGUUUGCACUCACUGAGGAUAGAGUGCUUAAUUUGGUGGAAGAAAAUGCAGCCAUGCUUCAUUCUUUUUUACUGUAUUUUUUUGUACUAGCAUCAAUAAAAAAAGGUACUGAUUUUUAA
This is a messenger RNA of Megalobrama amblycephala (Wuchang bream), 5315 nucleotides long. RefSeq names its product nephrocystin-4-like. Gene Ontology annotation, biological process: negative regulation of canonical Wnt signaling pathway; protein localization to ciliary transition zone. Gene Ontology annotation, cellular component: ciliary transition zone; cytoskeleton; non-motile cilium. Lineage: Eukaryota; Metazoa; Chordata; Actinopteri; Cypriniformes; Xenocyprididae. The record is from RefSeq and is a predicted model, not a curated record.